UCUUCCCUCAUCCGACUAUCAGCUUCUCCCCACCUGCACUUCUGCACACCUAGACCUGCACUCGAACAAGCUACAACAGCUCCAGGCUCGUUCAAAAUCAUCUACUGCAGAAGAAUGGCGUUCCGUGUGUGUUCGGUGCUGUUGGCUCUCGUCAUGGCAGUCGCCGCCUCCGCCGAAACCCUCAUCCCGUUGUGCGUGGUCAGCGCCGACUCGUCGUUCGAGACCCUCCACGCGACGGCGGCCGAGGCGGAGAACUACCCGGACGCCCUGGAGGGCCCCUGCAACGAGUUCCUCGGCCAGCUGUGCGACGACAGCCUCAAGUGCACCAUGGACUUCGACUACGAGGAGGUGAAGUGCCUGCCCGAGCCCAGGGAGGUGAUGGACAGCUGCGUCGAGACGACUGAAUGAUGAGGCUGGCAGGGGUUAGGCUUGGAGGGCCCGGAAGGACGGACGGAGGGGGCGCGAAUGGAGCCAUGUUUGGGAGGGAGGGAGGGCGGGGCCCGCCGAGCGUGGCGACGGGUCGGCGCAGCUCGCUCGACUACCGGAAGUGUUCCGCCCUCUUGUCGAGGCUCUGCUGGUAUAGAAAGAUGGUACAACCCGCGGGGCGUGGGUCGCUUCGAUCGGAGCAGUAGCGUAUGGUGUGUGACAAUAGCUGUCUUCUUACAAAAGCUUUGUGCGAGAGUAUAGGCACAGAGGACGCAGGGGCCUGUUUUGUUUUUGUACGAUAUUCACC
Messenger RNA from Ectocarpus siliculosus, 733 nucleotides. The record is from the annotation of a GenBank genome assembly. NCBI's taxonomy places the organism in Eukaryota, Phaeophyceae, Ectocarpales, Ectocarpaceae.